AUGUCAGCAAAAGAUUUAGAAAUGAAGCCAGUGGUUUCUGAGCUCAGAGGAGAUUUUUCCGGUUCAGUAUCGGACUCCGAAACACCUGCUAACAAUAAUGACAUGGGUAAAUGGGAUCGCUUUAAAGAUUCGUUUAAGAGACAAGAAGUUUCGCAUGGUGAUGAAGGUAAAAAAUUGCAAAAAGGGAUCAGUAAGAGACACUUAACACUUAUGGCCCUUGUUACUGGUGUUGGUACCGGGUUGCUUGUGGGUUCAGGUAAGGUAUUGCAUGUUUCUGGUCCAUUAUUUUUGAUAGUUGGUUACGCCAUCGUUGGGUCGUUCUUAUAUCCUACUUUACAAGCGGCCGGGGAGUUGGCUGUGAAUUACAGUAGUCUUUCUGGUGGGUACAAUAACUAUCCUCGUAAGUUCCUCGAUGAAUCCAUUGCAUUUGCGGUUACUUGGAAUUACUGUAUUCAAUGGUUGUCAGUUAUUGCUGUGGAAUUAGUCACUGCUGCCAUGACCAUUCAGUACUGGGAUCAGAACACAAAAUACAACCCUGAUAUCUGGGUGUCAAUUUUCUUUGUGGUCAUUUUACUCAUCAACUUUGUUGGUUCCAAGGGAUAUGGUGAAGGUGAGUUCGUUUUCGGAAGUAUCAAGUUAUGUAUGAUUUGUGGUUUCAUUCUCAUGGCUAUUAUCGUCAAUUGUGGUGGUGGGCCUGUUGGUUUUAUUGGUGGUAGAUAUUGGCACAAUCCUGGGUACUAUACCAACUUCAAGGGGUUGUGUAAUGUUUUCGUGACUGGUGCCUUUUCGUUGGGUCAAUCUGAAUUCGUUGCUUUAUCUGCGGCUGAACAGCCUAACCCUAGAAAGGCUAUCCCUGCUGCCUGUAAGUUAAUUUUCUGGAGAAUUUUAAUCUUAUUCUUGGGUUCGUUAACAAUGGUUGGUCUUAUGGUUCCAUACACUUCAGACAAAUUAAUGGGUUCUGCUGGUGGUGCUAACCAUGCUUCUCCAUUUGUACUUGCUGCUGAAUUACACAGUGUUAAAGUUGCUCCAGAUAUUAUUAAUGCCGUCAUUUUGUUGUCCGUCACUUCUGUUGCAUCAUCCGCUUUGUACUCGUCCUCAAGAACUUUACAGUCCUUAGCUGAACAAGGUUUUGCGCCAAGUUAUUUCAACUAUAUUGACAAGGCUGGUAGACCUUUAAGAGCAUUAGUUGUUUGUUCUAUUGUUGGUUUAUUCUCAUUCAUAGCUGCCUACAAAAAAGAAGAAGAAGUUUUCACCUGGUUGUUAUCUAUCUCUGGUUUAUCGCAAAUCUUCACUUGGAAUAUCAUUGUUGUAUCCCAUGUUAGAUUUAGACAAGUCUUGAAGCAUAACGGUAUCUCACUUGAUUCGUUAGGUUAUGUUGCGUCUACGGGUGUAUGGGGUUCGGUUUACGCAAUUGUAUGGCAUUGGUUGAUUUUAAUUGCGCAAUUCUACAUUGCGUUGUUCCCUGUUGGAUCUAGUACCCCAGACGCCCAAAACUUCUUCGAGAAUUAUCUUGGUGCUUGUGUUUUAAUCUUUUUCUAUGUUGGUCAUAAACUUUGGACUAGAAAUUGGAAGUUGUACAUUAAGACCAGCGACGUCGAUAUUAAUGCCGAUAGAGUUAUAUUUGAUGAAGAAGUAUUGAACUUGGAAAAGCAAGAAUAUCAAGAUCAAUUGAAAAGAGGUCCUUUCUAUGCGAGAGUUAUAGAUUUCCUUUUCAAAUAA
Debaryomyces hansenii CBS767 is the source of this 1719-nucleotide messenger RNA. It is a transcript of the gene GNP1, whose product is annotated as amino acid transporter. NCBI's taxonomy places the organism in Eukaryota, Fungi, Ascomycota, Pichiomycetes, Serinales, Debaryomycetaceae. Bases 1 to 1719 code for a protein of 572 amino acids. Gene Ontology annotation, biological process: amino acid transmembrane transport. Gene Ontology annotation, molecular function: amino acid transmembrane transporter activity. The record is from RefSeq and is a predicted model, not a curated record. The transcript has a single exon. Gene Ontology annotation, cellular component: membrane.